Messenger RNA from Vollenhovia emeryi, 1518 nucleotides. RefSeq names its product protein CLP1 homolog. Gene Ontology annotation, biological process: tRNA splicing, via endonucleolytic cleavage and ligation. Lineage: Eukaryota; Metazoa; Arthropoda; Insecta; Hymenoptera; Formicidae. Gene Ontology annotation, cellular component: nucleus. The record is from RefSeq and is a predicted model, not a curated record. The transcript has 4 exons. Gene Ontology annotation, molecular function: polynucleotide 5'-hydroxyl-kinase activity. Bases 221 to 1501 code for a protein of 426 amino acids.
AAGUGUCCACGUACUGCAAACUUGCGCAGUUCACAGAUACAAACUUCCGCUGUGGUACCGAUUGCGGCACGUGUUGCUGUAGAGACCCAGAGAGUAGUCCCAGACUUUACCUUGCUACUGAUGGAAAUUGAUAUAAUUAAAUUAAGAGCAAGUCGACGUCGAGCUAACGUCCAAUUUUGCCUGGUUAAUCGUAUCUUUUUCAACUUGAAACAAUCGAGAAAUGGCCGGCGCGGAGUCUGUGGUGCAAAGAUUUAAGUUGGAUCCGGACUGCGAAUUGAGGUUCGAGGUGAAGAGCAAAAAUAAGGUUACAUUGGAGUUAAUAAGUGGUCUGGCGGAAGUUUUUGGUACGGAAUUGGUACAGGGGAAAAAAUAUGAGUUUACCACUGAAGCAAAUAUCGCGGUUUACGCGCCUUGGCACGAUUGUGUCGUUGAAUUAGUUGGACUGCCAGGCUCCAGCUACAUGGCGAAGAAUACGCCUAUGCGUAUAUACUUGAAUUGCCACGAGGUGCUAGAGCGAAUGAGACAGACUGCGGCGUAUAAAGACACUGUAGGUCCAGUAACAAUGGUUGUGGGUUCUCACAACGUCGGCAAGUCUACACUUUGUAAAAUACUGCUGAACCAUGCCGUUAGAAAGAACAGAAGGCCGAUUUUCGUCGAUCUAGACGUCAGUCAGGGACAUAUAUCGGUUCCUGGCACUAUAAGUGCUUUGUUGAUGGAACAUACGUCCGAUGUAGUAAAGGGUUUCAGUCAAAAAGUUCCAGUGGUCUUCCACUUUGGACAUAAAACGCCACACGCUAACGUAAUGUUGUACAGAUUACUUGUAAUGCAGUUAGCGACGAUUUGCAAAGCUAAGUUACAAGCCGACUACAAGAAGGCUAAAGUGUCUGGAAUUGUCAUUAAUACGUUUGGUUGUAUCAAGAAGGAUGAUUACUCUUUACUCGCGCAUGCCGUGGAGGAGUUUAAAGUGGACACGAUUCUCGUGUUGGAUGAAGAGAGUCUCUACUAUGAAUUGGUGAAAGAUCUGUCGGAUUUGGUAAAGGUGAUCAUUCUGCCGAUGAGCGACGGAGUCGUCGAGAGGAGUCAAGAUCAAAGAACCGAAGCGAAUAAUCAGAGCAUUAAGAAAUUUUUCUAUGGUUCUCAGAUUCUGUUGUAUUCACAUAGCUUCGUGUUUAAUUGGAGCGAUAUAAAAUUAUACAAGUAUGGGGCACCCGUACCGACGUGUUGUGCGCCGUUAGACAAAGCGAGGGAUAACCCCACGAAAUUGGUACCUGUUGCGCUAGGACCCCAUUUGUUGCAUCGCUUGCUGUCCGUUUCCUUUACCGAUAAUCCUGAGACUGUCUUACGGACUACCAUAUCCGGAUUCGUCUGUGUGACUGAUGUGAAUGUCGAGAAGCAGACGCUUACACUACUUGCCUCGCAAUCUACAUCAUUACUAAAUAAAGCGCUAAUAUUGUCGGAUAUAGAAUUUAUAGCUAGCAAUUAUGAACCACAUAUAAAGUAAACAUUUUUUAUCAGAAA